Messenger RNA from Saccharomycodes ludwigii, 1614 nucleotides. RefSeq lists its product as uncharacterized. The record is from RefSeq and is a predicted model, not a curated record. Gene Ontology annotation, molecular function: protein binding. Lineage: Eukaryota; Fungi; Ascomycota; Saccharomycetes; Saccharomycodales; Saccharomycodaceae. Gene Ontology annotation, biological process: protein homooligomerization. Bases 1 to 1614 code for a protein of 537 amino acids. The transcript has a single exon.
AUGAGCGACUCCAAUGCUAUUAACGUCAAAAACACCAGCAAGCCCUUAGAAUCAACUGCAUCCAAAUUUAGUCCGGAGAUACCACCUAUUUUACCUCAUGAAAAGAUGUAUUUAAUCCAGAUUGGCAAUAAACUAUUUAGGUUUAGUGGUGCCUCUUUGUCUUCUGAUGCCCCAAGCUAUUUCACCAAUUAUUUUUUAUCCAAAAUGAAAAAGCCCACUAAUAAAGAUGAGCUGUUCGAUACCAUUACUGUUAAAAUAGAGGAUGGGAAGUAUCAGGAUAUAGAUGAUAAUAUGGAAAGCAAAAAUAAAGUUGUUUUAUUUAUUGACAGAGAUCCUAAAGUUUUCGAGUUGAUUUAUAAUCACUUGCAAGGUUAUUUUAUUGAUAUCAAAGAUGAAGUAGAGUUUACCAAAUUGCUUACUGAUGCAAUUUAUUAUAAUUUACCCCGUCUAUGCGACUUGUUGAAAACCUCAGAUUACUACUACACCAACAUUGGUGGAGAAUCAUUCAAGAUUUCUAAAACGCUUUUUAAAAAGGGUAACAGUCCAAAUUACUUUGAUCUUACCACUGGAAUGCUCUAUCUGGAUUUACAAAAAUUUUUUGCCGAACACACUUCAAACCUAAUCAGGCCUCCGCCGCAAUCACCUCCCUUUGUGAGCAGAAGUCCCUCUUUAUUUAAAGACUUAUUAUUUUUGUUGAACGGUGGGAAAAUUACGAUGGAUACAAACAGAAGAAAAUCAUUGCUGAGAGAAUGCAGGUACUAUAGGUUUUUGAAAUUAGAACAAGAUUUGAUAGAUUGCCAAAUUAAUUUUAAUCCCUUCUUACAAAAAAAUGAAAUAUUGAUUAAUUUAUUGGAUGUUAAAUCUACCGGCGUAGAUAUUGAAAAGAAAGUGCACUAUAAAAACAAUGAUUCGGGUGAUGCAUUUAAUUCUAAUAAUAUGUGUAGAAAAAAAAUAAAGUUGGCAGCUAAUUCUGCAGCACCAGCACCAAACGUUGAUAGUAGCAAUAAUUGGUUGAUGACCACUUAUAAAAGACCAUAUGUAGACCAAAAUUCAUUGGGUUUAAUAUUUCAAACAAAUUUGAUUGAUAAAGAUGCUAUAGUAGCAGCCAGCGCAACACACUACAGUGCUGUUGGUGCUAAUGAUGAGAAUAAAACGGUAGUACACACAUCGCCACUUGGUUCAAAUGCAGGUACUUUAUUUUUCGAUAAAGUACAUAAUAAGGUGUAUGUUAAUUUCCCUACAUUUAUUUUGAAUAAAUUGGUGCAAGUUUUUCAAAAGGUACUGUCUAUUUCAAACAUCAAUAUUUUUGAAAAGUAUUUAGUACCGAGUGGUACUGGUAGCAAUGUGGUAUUGUUACCGUGUUGUAUUGCUUUAUCUGAUAUAUAUAUCAAUGAUAUACGAGUAAACAACAUAAGAUCAUUGUUGGAAGAUGAAAAUUUUACUAAAUCGUUUAAGGAACACUGUUACAACAAUGAGUUGUGUGGAUAUAGUCUAUUUUUGAGAACCUGUAUCUGGAAAAUGUGUAUUAAAAAUGGAGAAUUAAUGAUGGUUGGUGUGAAAUUGGACACCUUUAGUAGUAUUAGGGAAUAUCAUAAAUCACUUUCAUUUUUGUAG